Molecule: messenger RNA, 7174 nt
Organism: Biomphalaria glabrata
Lineage: Eukaryota; Metazoa; Mollusca; Gastropoda; Planorbidae
Product: glutamate receptor ionotropic, NMDA 3A-like
Exons: 13
Coding region: 1728-5822 (1364 amino acids)
Biological process (GO): modulation of chemical synaptic transmission; monoatomic ion transport; synaptic transmission, glutamatergic
Cellular component (GO): plasma membrane; postsynaptic membrane
Molecular function (GO): transmitter-gated monoatomic ion channel activity involved in regulation of postsynaptic membrane potential; NMDA glutamate receptor activity
Source: RefSeq, a predicted model, not a curated record
AGCUACGAAAGUUUCCACUGGACUCAUGUGUGCUCUACUGGAAGCUAUGCAAUCGGUGGGACAUUCCUUACUCAGGACUAUUCCAUUGGAUUAUAUUUGAAAAACCAACAAGGAGUCAGUGUUGGACCGAUGCAAGAACUGAUAGUGUAUUGUAACCUCGGGGAAGUCCGGAUACUUAAAUAAUAAAAUGUCAUGGCUCUGAAAGAAGAUCGCUUGGCAAAACAAAGUUAUCCUCUACUUCUAUAUAGAACAGUAUAACAUGGUCCUAAUCCUUUCUCUACUCGGAGAACUUUGAUCACAUCGGCAAACAUUGAACUUAAAGAAGUGUGCAUUGAAGUCCUACUCGCAGCAAGAAGUUUUACAUCUCACCAGAGCCAAACAUUCGCCUCAAAGAGUAUUUGUAAGAAGACAUGUUGUCUUAAGUCAUGCAAGACCAUGACACACGUCUUAACGUCUUACAAGCUCAUCGCAACAAGCCAACAUAACUUACCUCUGCCUGGAUCAUCCCUCUUUUUGUUAUUGGUUAGUCCUAUAAUAUUUUUGAACACCAUUUGUUAAUGAUUUUAUUUUUUCAUUUCUCCACCUGUAGAGAGGAUAAGCUUUAUAGUGUUUUUAUCUUCCAAACUGCAGAACGCAAUCUUGGUUUUAGAGGAUAUAAAUAAAUGUGAUAUAUUUCUCAUUCUUACGGAUAUAGAUAAAACAUUACAUACAUCUGUUUUGUUAACUCUGAUUUGACUUUGUCUGUGAUAGAAACUGUGGAUGCAACAGUUCCGAUAUCCACUCAUUUGAUAGUCAAUAUUUUAGUUCCGUGACAUUUUCUAGACAUUAUCUGUGAUAUAUUUGAUUCAAAAACACGUUUAUGUACAUUUCUUUACUUGAUUUUUAUCUAGAUUCUGCUUUGACAAAUAAUAAAUUAUAAAGUUUCAAUACUUUUAAAAUACACAAAGAGUUAUGUCUGCUAGAGGAACUAGUUAGAUAAUAUUAGCACACAAAUCUGAUUGACGGAUUGGUUGCUCAAUCAAACAGAGAAGAAUGCCUCAAGGCAAAGAGCUUCACUGGGACAUAACUCUUGUACUCUCUGGAAUUCACCAUUUGUAGCCAGCUACCACGUCCAGUAAUGAAAUUACCUCACAGUAAAGGCUUUUCAACAUCACCUUAAGAGUUCAACUCUUGACCAUUCUUCGACCCCAUGGCUCCACGAAUCAUGACCCAACCAAAAGUGGCGUACUACAACUCAUGACCCAAAUCUCAACCUAACGGGUUAUUCAGACUUUAAGCAGGUCAUAAUAACUCUAUCAAGCAUUAGCCUCUUAACAAAAAUCGAUAUUCAAUUCACACACAAUCUUUUAUCCGAUGUUUAUGCUGGCUCGUGAAUUAAACAUUUUUCUGUGGAUAUAGUGGAUUGGAUACAUCACGGAUAUAUAAAUAAAAAAAAAUCAUGAUAACAAAAUGAUAUUCUUUGGUAUACAUUUUUGAAAGUCUUGAAAGGGAGAAUUUCCGUUGAGCUCUCCAUUAAGAAAUAAUGUAUUCCAGAACAGUUAGUGAAGUCUUUGCAGGUCGCACGAACAAUGGCUUUGUUUUCGUGGAAAUCGAGGUUCUAGCAACUUUUUAGAGUGUAUCCCUCUUUAGACACCAUCAUCCCGACCAAUGCCUGAAGAAGCCAACUUGGCCACCACCAAUAGGCCCUCGUGGAUGACGCAAAACUUCAUGACAGCGUUUGCCAGGUCAUGCGAGUAUCGGCGACCAUGCUGGGGCAACUAGCCCUGUCCUUCCUUUUGGCCUGUCUCAUUCCGAGCGUUCUAUGUCCACCUCCUGCCUACCAGCACGCCCUUCCGGACUCCACCGACCACGCGGUCCAGCCAGAGGUCCGCCUGGACGUCAUCGAACCGGAGAAGUUAUCCAGCCCGUACACCAGCAAGGCGUCGCCUCGGCAGCCCCCGCCCUCACCGGCCAAACCAACGAUCAACAUCACCGCUAUAUUCGAAGAGGAAGACAUGGAUGAUUUUGUCCCGGAGUUUGAGAGGGCUCUCAGGGACAUCGUCGGGCACAACAACUCCCUCUUCAGCUGGAGCGGCAAAGCCUUGGUGGCGUACCGCGACGUGAAGAAGAUGGUGUCGAUGCUCUGCGCACACUUUCAAGGGGACAGAAGCCACGUCCGGCUGAUCAUCGUCUUUGGUCGAAAUGCGACCAUCCAGACCAUUAACAUCGUGUCUGAGGCGCUGGGGAUUCCUGUGUUGGGAUACGUCAUUCAAAGAGGUGAUGGCUACAUGCAGUUUCAUAACCCCCUGUUCCUAAGUCUACAGCCAUCAAAACGUAUUUUAGCCAGAGGGCUGGUCAAUCUUUUGUCAGUCAACUUUUGGUUCCGACUGACCAUGAUAACACAGGAAGAACUCAGGCAUGAUGGCUUUCACGGAACAUUCCGAGAUCUGACACAAGACGGAAAGUGGACCAUCGAGGACGAGGUCUACAUCCAUGAAGGCAUCACCGACAGUGAGCUGAACAGCAGCAUCAGCUCCCUCAGCGGGAACACGUCCAGGAUCUUCGUGCUGCACGCCACGGCCGCCCUGACCCACAGGAUAUUCCUCACGGCCAAGCGGGUCUUGCCCAGGCACAAUCGUUUCGCUUGGAUUAUCACGGAGAACGCCUACACCCGUAACGAGGACAUGCUGCUGGACUUUCCCCUGGGGACCAAAGCGUUCUUGGUCAACCCGGACGUGCACCUGAAGGAACUCCUGGCCGACAUUAUGGAGUUUGUCAUGGAGUCAUCCGUGGCCCUGUACGUGGCUACUCCUUUUAUAGCCAGGAGUAAAGGUAGAAGCUGCUGGUCAGCUAAGUCUGAGACAAUAUACCCCAGCCAGGAUCCUGUUUAUAGUGCCUUGGUACGUACUAACAUGUACGGUCUGACUGGCCAGGUGGCCUUUGACGACGACGGCUUUUUGAACAUUAGCAAGUUUCACGUGAGAAAUUUGGUCUACGAUGGACGCCAGAGUGUGUGGCAGGACAUUGGCUGUGUCCAGGGUAAGGAAGUGAGACCAUUUGGUAUCAUUUGGCCAGGAGACGCCAAAAGUCUUAAGGCCGAGACAGAAGGCAAGAAGCGUUAUAAGGUGGUGACCAAUCCCGUCCAGCCUUUUGUCAUGACCGAGGCUCCUCACGCGGACUACGGCACUUGCUUGAGCGACACUCCGUGCCUUAACCUGACCAACAAGGUCAAAUCCCAGGAGGUCGUGUGGCAGGCCAUCGAGGCCUAUGAGAACGGUUCCACCGCCGAGAGCGGUCUCUUCGUCAUCCAGUGCUGCAGGGGGCUGACCAUCGAUCUUCUGAACAAGCUGGCCUCGGACCUGGAUUUUGAGUUCACGCUGUACAUAGUGCAGGACGAGACCUACGGACAGCGCUCUUCCAAUGGCACCUGGUCAGGCAUCAUGCGCGACCUUACGGACAACACCGCUCACUUCGCCGUGGCCGCCUUCUCCAUCACCAAUCAAAGAGAGGUGGCCAUUGACUUCACGGACCCAUACUUCUUCUCCGGGUUCUCAAUCAUCUACUCGGACAGGACUAGAGAAACCAGCAUGUUGGCGUUUCUGGAACCCUUCUCCACCAAAGUCUGGUUCGCAAUCCUCGUCUCGGCUCACAUCACCGCUGUCUGUAUGGCGCUCUUCGAGUGGAACUCGCCCUUCGGCCUCAACCCAUGGGGGAGGAAGCGAAACAAAAAUUACUCCCUGGCCUCGGGGCUGACCAUGGUGUUCUCGGUUCUCUUCGGCCACACGGUCAAGACCAAAUCACCAAAAGCGUGGCCUUCCAAAGUGAUGCAAAACUUCUGGGCGUUCGCCGCCAUAUUUAUUAUCGCCAGUUACACAGCUAACCUAGCGGCCUUUAUAGCUGGCAAACAUGCCGGGAUUAACUAUUAUGAUAUACAGGAUCCACGGCUUCAAGACAUUCGGAUUGGCUUGUUACCAGGCUCUGCGGUACACGAUUCAUUAAAAAAUGGAGGCAGCAAACUCGUGUCCGUGGCUGACCGCUACCCUGUGCCUAAGACGGAUGAAGGUAUAGACUGGGUGAUAAAAGGCAAGUUGGACGCUCUACUGGGCGAUUACCCAAUCUUGGACUACGCUCGGGCCCACCUGGCACCAUCGUGUGAGCUCAAGUUAAUCUCCAAGAUUUUUGGGGAUGACAAAUAUGGUUUGGGACUCCCCCGAGAAUCCCCUCUCAAGGCAGCUCUGUCCAAGAAAAUCUCUGAAUACCAUAGGACUGGAUUUAUCGAUGAUCUGACCGAUGUCCACUUCGCUGAUGCACAUUGCUUCAAAAGGAAAAUUUCUCAGGAGGACUCGCAGCUAGAGGUCACUCAUCACGCAGGUCUGUUCGUCAUGUUAUGUGUUGGGUUUGGUGUCGGCGCCCUGGUUCUGGUGCUGGAGCACAUUGUGUACAAGUUCCUGGUGCCCUACAUCCGCCAGUGCCCAGAAGAAAGUACCUGGAGGAGUGUCCAUCUAAUGUUCUUCAGUCAGAGGCUCCAGAGGACGAUCGCUAGUGCUGAGCUGGUGUCUAUCAACCAGUCUGCCAAGGAAAUGAUGGGUAUCUUCAAGAGCAGAGACUUCGCCAGGCUGUUUCAGAAGAGCACUAUACGGAGGAACAGAUUGGCAGACAUUGCCAAGACCAAGAGGCUCAACAGAAACUUUUGUGACAUAGUGGAGAAAGCGAAAUGGUUAAAAGAGAUGAAAGACUCGGGAUUGACGGAUGAUGAUACACUUUCCACUCCCACCAUCAUUGAGAUCCCACUCAAGCAGCUCACGGUGAACGUGGAACUGGGCAACUCUUGUUUGAAACUGGAUCACAUCGAUUCGCCACCUAGCUUCAGGAAAGUGUCGGCGCCUAAGGACUCAAGUGGGGAGUCCUCGUCGGCAGAGUCGGAUGAUAGCCUUCUUGGGGCUAGCAGAGGAGUCUCGGACAGAAGUCUUCCAAACGCAGCCUUGUCGGGAAUGGCGUCGCCCCCAGAGGCGCACAGAACGUCGUCGAGGAGAUCGCAGAAAGCCAGAGAGGCGUACCGCAGGCAGAGGUACCGGAAGUACAGCAAAGCUGCCACAGCGUCUUCGCCUGACUUGGACUUGUCGCCCAGCUUUGGCGUGGAAGGCGCCGUUUCCACCGAAACUGACAGCGGACGUCAUAGGAGCCUGUCCGUUGACUGUACCUGUCCACCCAUGCUGGGACUGGACUCCCCGCCCAAUAACAAGCGUCACAGGCGUUCUCCGGGCUCAGCCCUCCCGUCAGCUUCAUUCGUCAACGAAUUGUCUCCGCCUUGCAAAUCAAAGCAUCAGAAAGAAUCCUGGGACUCUGAUAGGAGCCGAUUUACUUCGUCAAAAUCCAACCGUAACGAGAAAGAGUCCGGAGAUCCUUCCGUCUUUGCGGAAAGCUGCGAUCUGCGAUUAACCGACGAUGACGACGGCGACUCGCUCCAUGACUCCUCGAUCUCUCCGGUGCUGGACGUUUGCUCCAACCUGCUGAAGCAGAAGACGGGCGACCAGCACAACCUAGUGGACCACACCGAGUGCCGCUGCGAUCAGAAAGCCUUACUGCCCAAGACCAGCAAUAUUAGCGUGUCUUUGCUGCACAAGACGCGUUCCUACCAAGACCACCUCUGCUCCUUGGCCGAGGCGUCCAGAGCGGAGGACUCCCCGUAUCACUUCUCGCUGGACAAUGUCACAAAAGAGGAGCUCCUAGUGCUGUGGAAGUCUUCUGAAAUAGAGCUGAGCAGACGGCUGGAGAUAGCACUCAAGGAGAAAGCCAAGCUGGAGAGACGGUUAGCUAUGUUACAAAAACAUUCCCCUGUAUGACGGUACCUAUAAAUAGCGUACUUCUGAUUAACCUACUUUCUAUGUUUUGAUGUGGCGGCUACUAUAUAAGAAAAAAUGCAAAUGAAUUUAAAUUUUAUAACAAAAGGGUCAGGAGGGAAUCGGCCAAGAUGUUAAAGAAAGACUACUCUACAUGGAAAAUGGUCUCGCAGGUCUCGGCUCGGCUAAAUCGAUUCUCUCAAAAUAUAUUGAUCUUGAAAUUUUACUUUAUCACAUUCAUUGACUGAAUUUAAAAAAAAAAAAAUCGAUAUUUUUUAUUGAUCGUUGUCCAAAAGAAUCUGGCAACUGUCAAAAAUCAAGAUUUAAAAAAAAAUUCUUAUUCUGACAAAUAUUUUCUUUUUUUUUUUAUACUCUAACUGGCAACUUGUUGGUCUGACUUUGGUCUCUUUCUGACCACUUCUGGUCUCCACUGCUUGGUACCUAAAAGUAUUUAAUUCCAUGUUUACCUCUGACCUAUAAUGUCAAAGGUCAUCGACGCACAAUAAUUUUAAUUACUUUUUUAUUGCUUUUGUUUUUCAGUAGGUAUCGAAAUGUGUCAAUGUUUUUAAUCUUAUUUAGUAUUCAAUCCGUUAGAAAGUACGUUUCUAAGCAGCGUAGUUGCCCUGGUCAUCAUACGACAACAGCAACUUUUUAGUUCAGUCUUCAUCACAAGAGCGAUGUGUGCAUUAUGCUGUUGUUACAUCGCUGUCUACUUUUGAUUAGUCAUAAUCAACAUCGGAGAGUCAUUUAGGCAGUUUUUCACUACGGGGGGCGCGCGCGUUGGCUGAGUGGUUAAGUGAUUGGCUUCCAAACACGUACUCCUGGGUUUGAAUCUCGGUGAAGACUGGGAUUUUGAAUUUUGGGAAAGUCGUUGUGCAGGCCAAAUGUCAUCCUGCUCGUAAAUUGUUGGCCAAAGAAACAAAUGAGCUUUACAUCAUUUCCCCUAUAGAUCGAACUUUACUUUGUUUAACUUUACUUUACACUCCGUAGGCUUACUGUUGAAAUAACCUUUACCAUUUCUUGUAAAUGGGAAAAUCUUACAACUUUGAAGCCGGCUUAAUAUGCAAGAGUGAUUGAACUUGUAAGAUGACAUUUACACACACACAUACAAAUUACUGAAUAUAAAUUCUAACAAGCAAGUACGUGGAUUUGGAUGUUUUUUUUCUAAACAAUUUUUGUGAUAUUUCUUUGUUGUUGUUGUUUUUCUGUCUUUGACCUAAGGUCAAAGUUCAACUGUAAAUAUUGAAAUAUUAUUUUUUUCCACCUCUGUAAAUAUUCUUUUUACUUUAAUCAAAUAGUCAAUAUAGAGAUUGAAAUUAAUUCAGUUUUUGUGUUCAAAAUGUAUAAUAAAAAUA